AUGACCAGUACUUCCAGCGGAAAACGCGUUGUUAUGAUCGACAACUAUGACUCUUUCACCUGGAAUUUGUAUCAGUUUUUGUGUCAAUCGAAGUACAGUGCUGUGGUGGAGGUGUACCGGAACGAUGAGAUCGAUAUUGAGACCAUUGAAAAUGUUGUGAAGCCCGACAUUCUAUUCAUUUCCCCGGGCCCCGGUCAUCCUUCAACCGAUGCCGGAAUAUCAAAAUCGGUAAUUGAUCACUUCAAGGGUAAGAUCCCAAUUUUCGGUGUCUGCAUGGGUCAACAGUGCAUGGUCGAGGUAUUUGGUGGUACUGUUUCCUUUGCAGGAGAGAUUGUGCACGGCAAAACUUCUACCAUAAGACACGACGGAAAGGGUGUUUUUGCAGGAGUUCCACAAGGUGCGGCCGUGACCAGAUACCACUCUUUGGCCGGCUUAAAGGCCAAUCUUCCGGAGUGCUUGGAGGUCACAGCUACCACUGAAACUGACCCUGAGGUCAUCAUGGGUAUUCGCCACAAGGAAUACACCAUUGAAGGUGUGCAGUUUCAUCCCGAGUCUAUUUUGACAGAGGCAGGCCAGAUUCUUAUAGACAAUGUCUUAAAGUUAGAGGGAGGCUACUGGGCUGAUAACAAAGUAUCUGAGCCAGUCAAGGAAAACAUAUUGACAAAGAUUUACAAAGCUAGAGUGGCGGACUAUGAGAAAAUCGAGCAAGUCCCUGGACAAAAGUUUUCUGAUUUGGAAACGAGCCUUGCUCUUGGCGUCGCACCUCCUGUGAUUAACUUUUACGAGCGUCUCAUACACACGAGAAACAAAGGCCAGAAUGUCAUUUUGUCUGAGUUCAAGCGCGCCUCUCCAUCCAAGGGAGAUAUCAACAUCAAUGCUCAUCCUGCCGUACAGGCGCUCACGUAUGCGCAAAACGGGUGCUCUGCAAUCUCUGUUUUGACUGAGCCAACUUGGUUCAAAGGCUCUUUGGGUGACAUGUCUGUUAUCCGAAAAGUUAUUGAUCAAUCUCCUGAACUGAAAGACUACACGAGACCUGCUGUUUUGCGCAAGGAGUUUAUUUUCAACGAGUAUCAGAUCUUGGAGGCCCGCUUGGCUGGCGCCGACACUGUUUUGUUGAUCGUCAAGAUGUUGCAAGAUGCUGCAUUGCUCCAACGGUUGUAUGAGUACUCUUUAUCGUUGGGAAUGGUUCCAUUAGUGGAAGUGAACGAUGGCCCGGAGUUAAAAACAGCUCUUGCAUUGACAGUAGGGGGUACCACGGAAGAGUCUCUUGUGAUUGGUGUCAACAACAGGAACUUGACUACCUUUGAUGUCGAUCUUGGUACCACCAGCUCCUUGGUACUGGCUGCAAAAAACAGUGGAAGGAAGGGCGAUGUUUUGGUAUUGGCAUUAUCUGGAAUCAGCUUGGUCGAGGAUGUCAGUAACUACAAAAAAGACAAUGUUGACGGAUUUUUGAUUGGUGAAAGUUUGAUGAGAGCACAGGAAAGGGGUGAGGCUGGUAAGUUCUUGAACGAGCUCAUCAAUGUUUAA
Messenger RNA from Metschnikowia bicuspidata var. bicuspidata NRRL YB-4993, 1527 nucleotides. It is a transcript of the gene TRP3, whose product is annotated as bifunctional anthranilate synthase/indole-3-glycerol-phosphate synthase. Bases 1 to 1527 code for a protein of 508 amino acids. Gene Ontology annotation, cellular component: cytosol. The record is from RefSeq and is a predicted model, not a curated record. NCBI's taxonomy places the organism in Eukaryota, Fungi, Ascomycota, Pichiomycetes, Serinales, Metschnikowiaceae. Gene Ontology annotation, molecular function: indole-3-glycerol-phosphate synthase activity. Gene Ontology annotation, biological process: L-tryptophan biosynthetic process. The transcript has a single exon.